Messenger RNA from Oncorhynchus nerka (sockeye salmon), 1255 nucleotides. RefSeq names its product zgc:171566. The record is from RefSeq and is a predicted model, not a curated record. The transcript has 8 exons. Gene Ontology annotation, biological process: tetrahydrofolylpolyglutamate metabolic process. Gene Ontology annotation, molecular function: gamma-glutamyl-peptidase activity. Lineage: Eukaryota; Metazoa; Chordata; Actinopteri; Salmoniformes; Salmonidae. The coding region runs from base 201 to 1151 and encodes 316 amino acids. Gene Ontology annotation, cellular component: vacuole.
CGCGUCCCCCGCCACGCGUGAGAGAAUCGAUAGGCUUCACUGUAGAGUCCAGGGAUUACGCGUCACAUAACUGCAGUAGACUACAGCCUCCUCGUUCUCACUGGUACCAUCAUCACAUACCGCGCUGCUGAUCAUUUAAGCAGGAGAACUAGUGUCUGCCAAAUUUAGCAUUUUUAUUUUAUGUAAGCUACCCGAGGGGAAUGAGUCCUCCGUUUGCGGUUCUUGCGGUGUUGGCCGCUUGCCUUUGCGGUGUGCCUCUGCUGGUGGUUUGUAGUGACCAUCUAAAUUACAGACCCAUCAUCGGUGUCCUGGCCCAGGAGAACAUAGUAGGAGACCCUCAUGCUCAGGGAUCCUCCUACAUCGCUGCUUCCUAUGUGAAGUACCUGGAGAGUGCCGGAGCCCGAGUUGUUCCCAUAAGAAUACACCAAACAGAUGAAGAAUAUGAGAAGAUAUUUCACUCCAUAAACGGGUUGCUGCUACCAGGAGGGGACGUUGAUCUGGAGACGUCCCAGUUCAGUCGAUUGUCAAAGAUCUUCUACGAUCUGGCCAUCAAGGCCAACGAUGCGUCCGAGUACUUCCCUAUUUGGGGUACGUGCCAAGGUCUUCAGCAGAUGACCGUACUGACCAGCAACAAGAACCUCCUGACUCUAACAGACACCAAGGCUGUGGCCCUGCCUCUCACAUUCACCCCAGCUUCACAGAACAGCCGUCUGUUCAAGACCUUCCCCGGUAGCCUGCUACAGUCUCUGUCAGAGGACAACAUCACCUCCAACUUCCACAGCUGGAGUCUGUCGCUACAGAACUACAGCCGGAAUGUCAAACUGAAACGUUUCUACAAGAUUCUGACCACCAACACAGACGGCAGGAGAGAGUUCGUUUCUACCAUGGAAGCAUACCACUAUCCAUUCUACGCUGUCCAGUGGCACCCUGAGAAGAGUCCCUUUGAGUGGGUAGAUAAACCAGGCAUGGUCCACUCUGCUGCCUCCGUCAGAGCAUCCUUCUACACAGCACACUUCUUUGUCUCCGAGGCCAUGAAGAAUCAUCACGCGUUCUCUUCAACCAGUGAGGAGGAGAGGGCUCUCAUCUACAACUAUUCUCCUGUAUUCACAGGUCUAGAUGGUAUAUUUGUGCAAAAUUAUUACUUUGAUUAGAUUUAACAAGUGAUUAUAGUCUCUUUAAACUGCAUUUGUAUUUGAGCUCUGAUUAGCUGUAAAAAAAAAAAAAAAAAAAAAAAAUGUUUUGAUCAGUGACGAUU